This is a messenger RNA of Felis catus (domestic cat), 5150 nucleotides long. RefSeq names its product diencephalon/mesencephalon homeobox 1 (gene DMBX1). The transcript is spliced from 5 exons. The coding region runs from base 700 to 1824 and encodes 374 amino acids. Gene Ontology annotation, molecular function: DNA-binding transcription factor activity, RNA polymerase II-specific; RNA polymerase II transcription regulatory region sequence-specific DNA binding. Gene Ontology annotation, biological process: regulation of transcription by RNA polymerase II. The record is from RefSeq and is a predicted model, not a curated record. Lineage: Eukaryota; Metazoa; Chordata; Mammalia; Carnivora; Felidae.
ACCGCGGAGGUGGUUCGCGCCGAAGCCCUGGAAACUGCAAGUUCCCAGUUCGCCGCCGCGACGGCGGGGCGGCCGCUGUCUCUUCCACUCUUGAGAGCUCUGGAUCCUGUGCGCUGCAGGCGGGUUGGCCGAGUCUAGUUAUCUCCCUGGGAGGUCUUGUCGUCUAUUAGUUUUAGGUGGGGUGGAGUGAGUUGUUUUCAAUUUUGCAGGGAUUCGCGUUUCACGUCCCCGCAUUUCCAGUCCUCCCCAAAAGGGAAAGCAGUCUGACCUAAGGACGGUGAAUUUAGUCCUCCCCUCUCUGCCAGCCAGCUGUGCUUAUGUGUGUGAAGGCGGUCAGAAAAAAAUCGAAUUUGCUACCUAGUGAGAGCAAAUUAUCCAGAUAAUUGGUUCAAAUCUCUCUCCUCUGUGGCUGGGGUAGACACAGUCUUUGGAUCAGAAGCAGGGAAUCCCUACUCAGGAUAGGGGUAACCACCCCCACCCCUGCAGACCUUUCCGUCGGGGACUCCUGCUACCACCUGAGAACCUGGCUGCGGUUGCAACAAACCCCGAGUGGAAAUCCGAACAGGGCAAAGGUGCAGAGGAGUGGAAACCCGCUCCAGGCGAAGUCAACCGGGAAGGCGACCACCCUGGGCCUCUGGAUGGGUUCUGCCUGUGGGCCGGCUUGCGGGUCAGCUUCAAGAGGAACGGGCGCACGCCGCGAUGCAGCACUACGGGGUGAAUGGCUACUCGCUGCACGCCAUGAACUCACUCAGCGCCAUGUACAACCUGCACCAGCAGGCGGCCCAGCAGGCCCAGCACGCCCCCGACUACCGGCCAUCGGUGCAUGCGCUUACACUGGCUGAGCGCCUGGCUGACAUCAUCUUGGAGGCCCGCUAUGGCUCACAGCAUCGCAAACAGCGCCGUAGCCGCACGGCGUUCACUGCCCAGCAGCUCGAGGCCCUGGAAAAGACCUUCCAGAAGACUCACUACCCAGACGUGGUGAUGCGGGAGAGGCUGGCCAUGUGCACCAACCUGCCUGAGGCCCGGGUGCAGGUGUGGUUCAAGAACCGCAGGGCCAAGUUCCGGAAGAAGCAGCGCAGCCUGCAGAAAGAGCAGCUGCAGAAGCAGAAGGAGGCUGAGGGCUCCCACGGGGAAAGCAAGGCUGAAGCCCCAACCCCAGACACCCAGCUGGAGACUGAUCAGCCCCCAAGCCUGCCCAGUGGCGACCCCCCCGCCGAGCUUCACCUGAGCCUGUCUGAGCAGUCGGCCAGUGAGUCAGCCCCUGAGGACCAGCCAGACCGGGAGGAGGAUCCCCGGGCAGGAAUCGAGGAUCCCAAAACCGAGAAGAGCCCUGGCGCUGAGAGCAAGGGGCUGGGCUGCAAGAGGGGCAGCCCCAAGGCAGAUUCCCCAGGCAGCCUGGCCCUGGCUCCUGCAGCACCCGGGGGUGGCCUCCUGGGCCCCUCCCACUCCUACUCGUCAUCCCCGCUGAGCCUCUUCCGUCUGCAGGAGCAAUUCCGCCAGCAUAUGGCAGCCACCAACAACCUAGUGCACUAUUCAUCCUUCGAAGUGGGGGGCCCGGCCCCUGCCGCCGCUGCCGCCGUCCCCUACCUGGGUGUCAACAUGGCCCCGCUGGGCUCGCUGCACUGCCAGUCCUACUACCAGUCCCUGUCGGCAGCCGCUGCUGCCCACCAGGGCGUGUGGGGGUCCCCGCUGCUGCCCGCGCCCCCGGCAGGCCUGGCACCUGCCUCUGCUGCCCUGAACAGUAAAACCACGAGCAUCGAGAACCUGCGGCUUCGGGCCAAGCAGCACGCAGCCUCUCUGGGACUCGAUACGCUGCCCAACUGACCGCUGGCCUCCAACCCAGCCAGGGGUCUUGGGUGCCCCCUCCCAGCCCCAGGGUUACCCCCAGACGGCUUGCAUGGAGUUAACUCUAUGAGCCCGGGGAUCCUGGGGCCAUGGAGUCCUGCCCCCAUCCCCCUCCCUGAGUCCCAGCCCCCGGGUGAAGCCCACACUUGCACACCUUCUGCAUGGCCCUGCUUGGAUCCCACGGAGGCCGAAUCGGAGGAGGGGAGGCUGGGGCGCCCGCAGCCUCUGCAGGAGAGCGAGGCCCUCCGUGGCCAGAUCCUCCCCUCUGCACGGCCUCCUCCCUGCCCUCCCUACCUCCCCUUUGCCCCCUAGUAAGUCGAUGUGUGGAAUGUGAGGUAUAAAUAUAAAUAUAUAAAGCUAUAUUUUCAGGCCCCUGCCUGCCCCAGCCCCCCUGCCGUCCUUGCCUCCCCGUACAGCGUCCACAUCUCUCUCUGGCUUUCCUCUGUCUCUCUCUCUCUCCCCUCUCCUUCCCUGACCUGCCUCUGUCCUGUUUCCUACCCCUCUCUUCCCAGCCUCUGUCUUCCCCACUCUGGACCUUUGCCCACAUCUCUUCUCCCUGCUCCUGCUUUCUUUCUUUGGUCCUGGCUGUGUGAUGUUGUCAGUUCCCAGGCUAUGUUUUGUUUGGGAUUGUGACUUCUUAGUUGUAGUGAUUUUGCUUUUUCCUGUUCUUCCUCCUGCUUCUUCCCACCUGCCUGUCUCCUCCCUGCACUGCACCGGCCUCUCUAGGCUGCUGUUCCUCUCCAUCCCCAGUAGAGGUGGUAAGGCCCUAGCUGGAGACCCUUUUGCCACGGAGCUGAGGGCAGGAGCUGGCAUUGGCCUCCUUAGCCGUCCUCCCUCAGACCUGUCAUCUAGAAGGGGUCACAAAUCACAUUCUCUUCUCUCUCUUUUCUCAGCUUUGAGGCCCCACCCAAGAUGGAGGAGGAGGGGAGUGGAGGCAGGAGUCAGGCUGAGGCAGGCAAUAGGAUGGCGGCAUCCCUGCCUGUAAGACCUCCAGGACAGAGGACGGCCGCCAGUGUUCAUCCAGGACUGACCACAGGGUUCUAGGUCUCUCUGGUGAGACUUCUCUGGUUGGGGGGAGGAAACAGGGGAGGGGGGCUCUCAGAGAGAGGUCUUUUCAGAGGAAUGGGGCAGAUUCUUUUCUCCCACUCCCUGGCCCCUAAGUCCUGCAGUUAGAGUCUGCUGCAGGGGUGCGUCUGAGCCAGGAAGAAAGGCUGAACCCUAACUCCUGAUCACAAUAAGUGCAAACCACACAGCAGUGCAUAGUCUCAGGCUUCUGUUGACAUGCCGUCCUGGAGCUAAUUGUUGAAGUCAGGGCUUCUGUCCAGCUAGUCACUGGCAUGGAAAAGUGGGUUCCUGUUUAUGUCCAGGAGGCCAGCUCAGCAAACUUCCCUUCAAAGCAGUGUGGCCUUGAGUCAGCCCGUAGCCUCUCUGGGCCUGUUUCCCCAUCUGGAUUAGAUGGUCUGUAACGUCCUGCCCAGCUGUAACAUCCUGCAUGUCUGGGCUCACAACCCUUGCAGGGUGGAAGUUUUUAGUUAAACUGACAACGACAACAACAACAAUAACAACAACAACAAAAAGGCUCUCAAAAGUACAGUGGAUGAAUUGGAAACUUACUGUUGCCUUGCUGUGGAGCAAUGAGUGUUGUACGUACAAGCCUUUGCAUGAGCAUGGCCACAGUUUCUGGGUCUCAGUUUCCCCAUGAAUAUAAUGGGUCCCUUCUAGUUGAGAAAAUGUGGAUUUGACCCUGAUUUCCUUGAGUCAUAGUGCCAGCUUUUGAGGUUGCCCCAUCUCCAUGCCUUUACAGGGUGUCAGGGACUCGGGGCAAGGGGAGGGGAACGGCUUGCACAGAUUCUGAGUCAUGAUCCUCAACCCUUUGUGGCUCACCACUGAACCCUCAACACUCUACUUACAGAAAUUGCAUCUGGAAACCAGGGUAAAGAUUCCUAAGGUGUGUCUCUUCUCCCGGUGGUAGGAGGCAGAGGCCCCUGUUGGGGCCAGGUAGGACGGGUUUGCAGAGCAGUAGAUGCCCAUCAUUCUUGGCGUUUGUGCGGGGAUGGUGUUUUUCUGAGCUGGGUCGGAUGGAGGAGGCUUUGAGGGGGGGGGGAGUGAGGGGGAUGGUCACCUGGGCCAGGAGAGCUAUUUUAAUAAGGCAACGGACUGAGACUAGGUGGAUGGUGGGGCAGGGGGCCCUUGUUUCAUGAGAGGUGGGGCUGAGGGCCUUGAAUCCAGGCUAAAGACUUCACCUUGAUGUGGCAGGCAGGUGAGGGGGAUCAGUUGAACCAGGAUCUGGGAUCUGGGAUUUGGAAGGUGAAUUUAACAGCCACUGGAGCAUCAGAGGAAAAGGGACUCAGGCAGGAAGACUGAAGGAUGGAGACUCUCUGAGACAGAAGGGAUUUUUGGUUUGUCUUCUGGGAUCAGCUCCAGGAAGGUCUGUUUCUGCAAUGAAAGCAGUCUCAUCUAGAUCAGGCGUGGGGACUGACACCUUUUGCAGUCCCUGGAUGCAGGUGACUGUCAGUAGGCCUUGGAAUCCAGCAGCUCUAGAUAUUACCAUCUUCUCCAGGAAGUCUCCCCUGACCUCCUAAAGGGCAAGUCCACCCUGGAGUCAUGUUCUGUCUUGGCUGGAGCUCAGCCCAGCUUCUCUCGGAUCUUUGUCGACAUUUCCUCGUUCAACUGAUCCAAUUCCACUAUCCCAGAAAAGGCAGGGAAAGUAUACAUGAUCCCCUGCCCCUGUGCAGAUGUCAACCUAGUUAGGGGACCAGCCUGUUACUGAAGACAGCUAGAGAGCUGGAGGAGAGUGUACCAUGUGUCUCCUACAGGAGUCAGAGGGUAUGGGCUUGGCGUGGGCCCCUUGUACCUGAGAUUGAAGCCUCCCCUGGGGCCUGCUGGCUCACCGUGAGGCUCUAUCUCUGACCAUUCCUUCCAGGAAAGCCUCAUUCCUCACCUCUCCCUCUUAUUUGAGGUCUCCAUUUUCCCUGCUUCUUCACUUCCCCUGAGCAUGGUCCAGGGGCCUGGGCCCCCAACCCCGACUUGGCAGCUGGAGGGCUGUACAGACUGCUUUCCAAACCAGCUGUUUUGUGACCAUUUGUGCUUAGAGGUUGUGCCAGGCCGUGGCAAAAACACUGUGUACUGUAUUUAUUUAUUCUGUUAGUUGAAAAAAGCAAGACUCAAAUUUCCCCCUCCCUGCCCUGCCUCCUGUGUAGUGCAGCAUGACACUCUGUCCUGUGAUCCGUCCGUCUGUCUGAUUUCCUGUGAUGUUGUGACCUGUUCUUUGUCCUUCUUGGCUAAUAAAAGAAUCCGGCAGCACA